Molecule: messenger RNA, 4101 nt
Organism: Paramecium primaurelia
Lineage: Eukaryota; Ciliophora; Oligohymenophorea; Peniculida; Parameciidae
Source: the annotation of a GenBank genome assembly
AUGAGUGAUGACUAGCCUGAAGCAAACAGGCUAUCAGUGAAAUAGUUGGCUGGAAGAUUUCAGUCAAUGAUGAAAGCUGCACCUGUUUAAUAACAAUAAUAACCUCCUCCUAGAAAAUCUGAAGUUAUUGCUAAAAAUCCAUAGCAGUAAAUGUAAAAUAAGGAAGAAACGAAUAAAGUUCUUAACAAACUUGAAUUUGCUGAAAAUGAGUAAGAUUCCAAUCCAAGACAAGGUGAAACAAUAGAAUAAUUGCAAAAAGCUAUAGAGAAUCUUUAGAGAGAUUGUAACAAAAAGGAUUAGAAGAUACAAGACUUACAAGAAAAUUUAGUUAUCAUGUCUGAAUAAAUGAAAUCUAGGGAAUCUAAGAUAAGAGAAGAAGUCUAAUAAGAAACAAAGGAAACAAGUGAGUUUGGAAAAGAGAGAGUAAAAUUAAUUGCAGAAUUGCACAAGUGUUAAGUAGAUCUAUAAGAAUCUUAAAAACAAAACGCUAACAAAUUCUCUCAAAUUUAAUAGUUGACAAACAAAGCAACUCAGAUACAAAAUUUAUCUAAAUUAGAGAUUGAUAAAUUAAAAUAAUAAAAUUAAGAAUUAGAGGAAAAACUAUUGUAAAGUUAAUAAAAAAUAGAUUAAUUAACUCAAAAAAUUGAAGAACUAAAAGAAUUAAAUAGUUAAUUAAAUCUUUAAAAUUAAGAGGUUGAAGAUGUAAAAUAGAAAUUAGAAAAGGAAUUUUAGUAAAGAUAUGAUGAGGUUGAAUUUGAAAUUAUAAAUAAUAGAUAGAUUAUUGAAGAUCUAUAAAAUUAAUUAAAGGAACUUAAAGCAUUAAAUUUACAAUUAGAAUCUGCUUCUAUUAAUGGAACAUUUGAUAUGAAAUAAUAAAUUAGUGAAUUAUAAGAUUAAACUAAUGAAUUGUAAAAUUAAAAUUAAGAAUUAUAAUAAAAACUUCAUGCUAAAUAAAUUGAAUUUGAUUAAAUGAAUAAAGCUAAAUCAAGAGAAAUUGAAAAGCUUAAACAAGAUAAAAUUGAAUUACAAUAAGAAUUAGAAUAAACAAAAUAAAUAUCAGAAUAAACUUAGGCUGAAACUGAAUCUAAUUAUAAAAAUUAAAUCCUUAUAUUAUAAGACAAAUUUUAGAAAAGUGAAGAAUAAAUAUCAAAAUUAAACUAAAAGAUUUAAGAAUUAUCCUCUGAUCUAAUUUAAGAAAGAAUGCUUUACAAAAGUAAUGAAGCUUAAUUGAAUGGAGUCAUAACACAAUAGAAAGAUGAAUUAUCAUAAAAGUCAAGUCUUGUUUUAUAAUUGACUGAGAAGAUCAAAAUAUUGCAAGAUCAUUCUGUGUAAUAGGAGACAAAUAUAUCAAAAAAUAUUGAUGACUAUAAAGUUUUACUUGAUUAAAAUAAUCAAUAAAUCACAUAAUUAUCUGAAUAAAUUAAGUCUUUAAAGAAACAAUAGAGAUAAUAGGAAUAAGAAAAUAAAUAGGUUAUUUCUUAAUAUGAAUAAUAAAUUAAAUAAUAUUUGGCUGAAAUUACAUAAACUAAAAUCUAGAAAAAUGAAGCAGACAAUUAAAAACAAAAUAGUGAGAGUUCAUUAAAUUAAAUUAUUGAAAAAUAAAAGGUUUAAUUAUAAUAAGCAAAUGCAAUUAUUUAGGAUUUGAAUAAUUAAAUUGAAUAAUUCUAAUAAAAUAUUUAAGAUUAGGAAGAGUAGAGAAUGAGUGUUAUGUCAGUGAAAUAGUCUUUACUUAUUGAGAAAGAAAGUCAUAUCAAUACACUUGAAUAACAAGUUAUUAAAUAUUAAAAUGAAUUAACUCAAAAAUAGGAUUAAAUUGUAUUAUUACAAUAAUAAUGUGAGAAAUAGAAAUCUGAAUUUAAUUAAGCAAUAGCUGAAAAAGAGAAAAAUACAAAAUUAACUAAUUAAUAAUAUUAAGAGUUCUAAAAUAAAAUUUCUGAUUUGACAAAUGAGAUUAAUUAAUUAAAAUCAUUAGUUGAUAAGGCAGAAGUUGAUAAAGAAUAAAAUAUUCAAUAAUUUAAUGAGGCAAAUUAAUAAUUAAAAGAUUAAUUAAAUUCAUAAAAUAGUUUAAUUUAAGAAUUGUAAGAGUAUUUAAAGGAAAGUAAUUCAAAGGAAUAAUUAGCUAUAUAGAAAUCAACUUAAUAAAGUUUGGAAAUCAAUUAAUUAUAAUUGGAAAUUGGAAAAUUGAAAAAUGAUUUAUCAUAACAGGAAUAAAAGUAAUCCUAAACAAAUUUAGAAAAUUCAUAUAAGUUGAAAGAGUAAUAGACAUAAAAUGAAAAUUUGAAGAAUGAAUAUAAAUAGAUUUAAUUAGUAUAAGAAAAACUUAAAUAAGAAAAUUUUUAAUUGAAUGAGGAAGUAAAUGAUUUAAAAAUUAAACUAUAAGAGAGUCAAGAAAAUCUAAAAUAGAUUAAUUAAAUAAAUGAGAGUUAAAAAGAGUAACUUUAAAAGUUGAAUGAUUAAUUAUAUUAAGAAUAGUAGAAAGAAUCUGUAAAUUAAACAGAGAAAUUUUAUUUAUAAUAGUUAAUUUAAUAACAUAAAGAUUAAGUUAAUGAAGUACAUGAGAAGAACAAAUUAAUAACUAGUAUUAGUGAAUCAAAAGAUAAAUAAAUUGAAGCUUUGAAGAAAUAAGGAGAAGAUGCUUUAAAAAAUUAUGAAUAAAAGAAAUAAACUUAAUAUGAAGAGAUGUUGUAAUUAAAAUAAAAGUAUGAAUAACAAAUACAUAUACUAGAAGAUGAAAAGAAAAGUUUAAUUGCUGAAUAUUCUAAUAGGAUUGCAAAUUUAGAAGAAAUAAAUAAUGAUUAUUAGAAGAAUUCAUCUAUUGAAUAGAGUUAAUUUAAUUAAGAGAAAUUGAACUUAAAAUAAUAAUUAUUAGAUUAGUAAGUAAAAAUAGAGAAACAAUUAAAAGAAAUUGAAUAAUUAUAAAUAUAAUUGGAAGAAAAAACAUAAGAGAUUAUAUAGAUUAAUUUAAAGAAUGAAUAUGAAAUAUUAUAAUUAUCAGAAGAGUUAGUUUAAUUAAAAUAAUUAAAUACAAAAUAAGUAGAAGAAAUUAAUGAAAGAGAUUUAAUGGUUACUUUACAUUAGACUUAAAUAAAUUUAUAAGAUGAUCAAUAUAGAUUAGAAAUUUCUAAUUUGAAUGUUAAGAUAGAAAAUAUCAUAAAAGAUAAUCAAGUUUAAAUUGAAGAUAUAAAUGUUAAUCAUCAAAAAUAAUUGUUGUAAAAAUAAAAUGAAAUUUAAGAUAAAGAACAUUAAAUUAAGAAACUAGAUUAAUAACUUUUUGAUUAUUAAGCUUAGAUGGAAUAAAGAUUGGAAUAUAUUUAAGAGAAAGAGAAAGAAUUAGAAAAAUUAAUUUAAAAUAAUUAAGCUUUGUAAAAUGAUUUAUAAUAAAAAGAAUAAGAAAUAAUUUAAUUGAAAAAUCAUAGUCAAAAUUUAAGUAUUGAACUUGAAAAAUUCAAAUAAUAUUCUUAAUUAGAAUAAGAAAAAUAAUAAUAGGUAAUCUUAGAAUUAACAGAAAAUCUAAAAUAAUCAGAAUAAUUAUUCAAAUAAUAAAAUAAAUCAUUGGAAGAUUAAAUAAAAAAUUUAGAGUAACAAAUAUCAAAUUUAAAUUAAAAGAUUGCACAAUUAUAAGAUAAUUUGAAUUAAUUGAAUUAAAAGUAUUAAGAAUUAAAAAAUGAAAAAUAAUUGAAAGAAAAUGAAUAUGAAAAAUAAUUAUAAGAAUUAUAACAUUAAAAUGAUAUAUAAAAUGAAGCAAUUGAUUCUUAGAUAUAAACAAAUGUUGAAUAAUCAGAAUUGAUUUCAAAAUUAGAAUAAAAUAAGUAAUAAUUAUUAGAAGAACUUUAAGAUUUAGUUGAAGAAAAGAAAUAAGUAGAAUUAACAUACAAAUAAACUAUUGAAGAUUUAAAGAUAGUUCAAGAAUAAAGAAUAACAGAAAUCAAUAAAAAAAAUUAGGAUUUGAUACAACUUAAAAAUAUGAUGUUGAUAUAAAAAGAUGAACAAAUGGAUGAAUUGAAUUUAUAGGUUUAAUAAUAAUAAGAAGAAAAUAUUAAAUAAUUAAAUUUGAAUGAUUCCUUACAAAUUCAUAUAAGAGAAUUAAAAAAUACAUAUNGA